AUGCGCUGUGCGCCGCCGCGAUGGCACGUUUGGUAUGCGGUACUGCCGCCUGAGGUGCCCGCUCAGAAUUGGUGGCCACUUCAGCCGAACCUAGACAUUGCGGCACUCACUCCCAGACUCGCUCGGUGCCUUCAAGGGCGCUUCGCCCAGCCCGCCGGUACGCUCGAAACGAUUUACGAAUCCUUUGUCGUCGACCAAAACACCUACGAUCGCGAAUCGCGUCUCGCUUUACAAAAUCACCAAGUCCUCGACCCGCGGACCCAGAUCCUCGAAAACCUCGUCGAUUGUAACUAUACCUAUCUCUCCACGAAUGAAAAAGAUGGGUUCCCAGAGGUAGGAGAGGGGUUUAAGGGGAGGGUGGGUACGUAUUGGGAUCAUUGCGAGAGUUUCUUGAAGACCGAACGGGCGUAUGGGGAGGAGUUGGAGGAGAGGAGGAGGUAUAUUGAGAGGAAGAGGGUGGCGAGGGAGGCUGACGACGCGAGGGAGGCCAAGGAGGCGGAGGAGGCCAAGGCGGAGGAGGAUGAUGAAGACGACGAAGAGGAUGAGGAGGGUGAGGAAGAUGAGGACGAUGAAGAGGGAGAGGAAUCGGACGAAGAGGAAGUGGAGUCCGAGGAGGACAAAGUGAGGGAGGAGAUGAUGGAAAAGGUGAUCAAAGAGGUGUUGGAUAACGUGGCGCGACAGACACAAGCACGCCGUGGAGGGUCCUGGAAGAAUUGA
Molecule: messenger RNA, 717 nt
Organism: Microbotryum saponariae
Lineage: Eukaryota; Fungi; Basidiomycota; Microbotryomycetes; Microbotryales; Microbotryaceae
Source: the annotation of a GenBank genome assembly